Linum trigynum is the source of this 6821-nucleotide messenger RNA. Lineage: Eukaryota; Viridiplantae; Streptophyta; Magnoliopsida; Malpighiales; Linaceae. The record is from the annotation of a GenBank genome assembly.
GAUCAAUAAUACGGAUUAGAACACCAUUUUUUCAUAACUUUUACUCGAAAAAGAAGAGCUAACUUGAUGAAAAAUAAGAGAAAUGAGAUGAGGAAGAAUCCAAAAGGGCAUAAAUAAUCUACUUUUUCGAAAAGAAAAAAAUUGAUUGCUGAAUAAUCUGGAGGGCUGAAAAUGAGGUCGGAAUGAAACUCAAAUUCAGAUCAAAUUCACUCCGCCUUCUCAAAACCCACAUUUUUAUUAUUAUUGAGUAUUCCUUUUUUAUUUUCAUUAUUAAUAAAUUCACGCGUAGUCUUUCCUCUUCUAGUCUUCUUCCUCCCUCCGUCAUGAAAUCCGUGUCGUACACCUCGUCGCCUUAACCAAAAACAAAAGAAAACAAAAAUUCCUUUCAUUUUCUUCUUGUGCUGCUUUUCUUUCUUCAUCUUCUUCUUUAGACUUUGCAGCUUCGAUGGUGUAGACAGAGAGAGAAGAGCGGAACCCUUUUGUUUCCUUCCCACCCUUUCCCAUUCUCCAUCAUCGCCAUAUCCGCCGCUGAAAACGGUUAACAUUUUGUUGACUGAUGCUCUCUUCUUUCCCUCCCUAAUACCACUUUACACUGUCUUCUCUCUGUUCUUUUCCCCACUGUUUCGCCGGCUUCUAGCUUCUAGCUUCCGUCUGCCGCUUCAAUGAUGCUCUGCUCCUGUCAUCUCACGAGGUAGUAGUUUGUUUGUUUGUUUGUUAUGCCUGCAAGGUGCUUGGUUAAUUUCCUGUGAGAAAGGUUCGGCCUUUUUGACGAGUUGUUUUCUCUCUUUCUUUUUGCCGACUUCGUUUGCAGUGGGUUUUGAUUUUGGUGGGAGAGAACCGAAGUGUUAUUUUUUUUCGGGCCAUUUGUCUGAGAGUUGGUUGCUGUUUUAGGGGGUCGAAAGUAGGGAAGGUUGGAAGAGGGAAAUGGGUGAUACGGAAGACAGGAGCACUGAAGUGAUGCAGCGGUUGCAAUCUUCGUUCGGGACUACUCAGUCUUCUUCUUCGAUGUUAAAGCAGCAGCCUUUUUCAUCGGGGAAGCAGCUUGAUAUCCCUCCUUUGAGUCAAAACCAAAUGCGGACGAGGCAUUUCGCUCAGUUUGCCCAGCAGGGUUUUGGCGGGGAUAACAGCAGUAAUGGUAGCAAGAGAGUUGGGAUUCCACCUUCACAUCCCAACCAGAUCCCACCCAUUUCGCCUUUCUCUCAGAUCCCAGUGUCUAACAGGCCAAUCAACCAGCAAAUGGGUUCACAGAGUUACAGCCCUGGUCGCGGUCAUUCACGAUCCUUGUCACAGCCGUCGUCGUUCUUCUCACUUGAUUCUCUGCCACCUCUGAGCCCUGCAUCAUUCAGAGACCAUUCCCCCACUACUGCUGUUUCAGAACAUAUGUCGACUGAUGCUUCAAUGGAGGAUAGGGAUGGGAACUCUCACUCUUUAUUGCCACCAUCGCCGUCGCCUUUUAGCCGGGCAGGUACUCCUCGAGUUGGUGAGAGUUUGCCUCCUAGGAAGGCUCAUAGGCGGUCUAAUAGUGAUAUCCCAUUUGGGUUUAGUGGCGUGAUGCAGUCUUCCCCGCCACUUGUUCCAUUGAGAGGGACAGCUGGUUUUGGUAAACCAGAUCAGUCGGUGAAGAGGGAGUGGGAGAAAGGUGUUGAUAGCAAUGAAGAAGGGGCGGGGGAGAAGAAAUCUGAAGGUGAAGUUGUGGAAGAUUUGUUUUCUGCGUAUAUGAAUUUGGACAACUUUGAUGCGUUGAACUCAUCUGGGACAGAUGACAAGAAUGUUACUGAGAAUCGUGAGGAUUUAGAUAGCAGAGCUAGUGGAACCAGGACCAACGGGGAUAGCAGUGAUAAUGAGGCCGAGAGCAGCAUGAAUGAAAGUGGGAGCAGCUUUCCGAGAGGAGGAUUGAGUUCUUCAGUGGAGAGAAGGGAAGGGGUUAAAAGGAGUGCUGGAGGGGAUAUUGCUCCAACUUCAAGACAUCAUAGAAGUGUUUCCUUGGAUAGUUUCAUGGGGAAGUUAAACUUUGGUGAUGAGUCCCCAAAGUUUCCUCCUUCACCGGGGCCUCUUCUAGGACAAUUAUCUCCUACUAGCUCGAUUGACGGGAGCACCUUUAGUUUGGAUUUCGGUAAUGGAGAGUUCAACAAUGUUGAACUAAAGAAAAUUAUGGCGAACGAGAAACUUACUGAGAUUGCUUUAACUGAUCCAAAGCGUGCAAAGAGAAUUUUAGCAAAUCGUCAAUCUGCUGCUCGUUCUAAGGAAAGGAAGAUGAGAUACAUUUCAGAACUGGAGCACAAGGUGCAGACUCUUCAGACAGAAGCUACUACAUUGUCUGCCCAGCUUACUCUAUUGCAGAGAGAUUCUGUUGGACUUACAAAUCAGAAUAAUGAACUGAAGUUUCGUCUACAAGCCAUGGAGCAACAGGCACAGCUUCGAGAUGCUCUCAACGAAGCUUUAACUGCUGAGGUUCGACGACUGAAGAUCGCCACUGCUGAAAUGAACGGCAACAGCUUUGAUGCAUCCAAAGGAAUGGUUCCACAGCAGAUGUUCCAGCAGCAGCAGCAGAUGUCCUCCCAGCGCAACACCCAUCAAUUGCAGCAGCAGCAGCAGGAACAGCAGAACGGAACAAACUCGAAAUCAGAAGCUAGCCAGUAAAUGCAAAUUCAUUCAUUAAGUUUCUCUGUAUCCCCACCGGCGGUGGUGAUUAGAGAUUGGUGAUUAGAGAUUCCCCACAUCUUUCUUCGACCCCUUCUGGCAUAUCAAUCUUUUGCUGCAAUCAAUGGUUAUUCAUAUAUACAGGCGUUCUUCGUAUUAUAUAUUUUAUUACAUGUUAGAUGGUAUAGUCAAAUGAGUACAGCUCAUAUUCCUUUAUGUACUUAUAUUUAUUAUAUUUACAUAUCCAUAUAUGCUAAGUAAAAACGGGUUCAUCUGUUGAAGAUGUCGUGUGGUUUUGGCUCGAGCACGAAGACAGAUUGCAAAAGUUGGACUUUAAAACGCGUCCCGUCUCCUGCUAUUUUAGUAUCACUAGCAACUAGCGUGGGCGCCAAGGUGAAGUAUGAAAUUUGAUAAUGUAAUAGGGUGUAUAGCUUAUUGUGUAUAGGUUUUUUUUAGAAUCACAUGAUAAAAAUAGUGAAUUUUAGUAAGAAAGAGACAUGAAUGAUGCAACGAAUUAAAAAUCAGCCUUAUGAAUCAAAAUCAAGUACCUAUUACCUUGUGAAACAAUAUUAUUUCUGGUAAUAUGAUGAGGUGGAAUAAGUUUUAUAGAAACCGAAUUCAGGAAAAUCGAAUAAAAAAUCGUCUAUCCCGUCGGUUUUCGGGAAAUGAGCAUCUCACAAUCGUUGCUAGCUUUUACUCAGCCCGUUGGCCAAUUAAUUUGCUUUAUAGAACUUUCAUCUUAUCAUCAUUGUGCUUUCUGGUUUUUUGCCAAGCCAUGAUAAAAUCGAAAGAAAUCAAGAAUGAACAACACGAUUUGGGAUAGGAACCACCGUUCCUAUAUCCCUAGAAAAUGGUGGUAAACACAGACUCACCUGCCAAACUGGUUUGGAUUGAGAUUUUUAUCGGGUAUCAGGGAACCAUGUGAUUAUAAAUUAAACUUGAUCAAAACGGGCCAAUCCCGUGUAGGUCAGACCCAUUCAACUUUUUUUUUUUUAUGAUUAGUGGUUAGCCCAAUAGAAUCCAUGCAUUAGUUUAUUUUUAAUUUUUUUUUCUUUUUAGCAAUAAAAAGGUGUAUUGUUUUUGCAUUUUCAUAUAUAUUUUACCGACACAUAUGAAUAAAAGGACUUAAAGAAAAAAAUUGACACUCGUGGAUCCGUUUAAAUCUGCAUAUGUACGGUAAGUUGGCCCGUUCCACAGACGAAAAAGAAAAAAAAAUUGACACUCUCUAUUCUAUCCUUCCUACAAACACUCCUGGAGCAGGGAAUUUGAAAUGGGGAAAGGGUUUUUUCCUCUCUGUGAUUAUAUGUUUUUAAUUUAAAAAAAUAAACAAAUAUACUUAGUGAGUGUGAUUGGUUAUGAUCUUUGCUUUUCUUUAAAGUGAUCAUGGUUCAAAUCCUAGUAAGUGUCUUUUUGAUGAAUAAAAAAAGUAAUUAUGGAGACCAAAAUGUCCUUCCUACUUUCACUCUGAAUGCAGAAAAUUUGAAAUGGAUCUUCAAGUUUUCUCAUUUGGCUUUUAUUUAUUGUGUAGACUAGUUUUUUAUCCGCCUUGGCGACAUUAAGACAAUAAAUGUAUUUAAAAUAUUAUGCACUCAUUUAAUGAUUUAUUUGAAAUUAAAUAAUUUACAAAAUAAUUUGGAUAAGAUUCUUUCAAAAGUUUAUGUAGUGUCUUAAUUAUUAUACAAGACUUACAUAAUACGUUUGUUUAAUUGAUAGAUAUGAAAUAAUAAUCCCUUUAUAAGUUUUACAAAAUUUAUUUUCAAUUUACAUAAUGGUUAUACAAUAUUGUUACGUUGAUCUUCCGUAAUGUGUGAUCUAAUAAUAAAAUCUAAUAAAAAAACAUCAAAUUUGAUUAGACUAUCAUGUAAAAUUAUCUUAUCUUGGAGAAUCUAUACGUAAUGCAAAGUGGUGAGAUAGUGAGUAUUGUAGGUACAUAAGCUAUAUUUUAUAAUAAGUGAAUUAAGUUAUGAAAAUUAUCGUUUGAUUAUAUAAUACUAGACUGUACCUAGUCCGUUGGCCGGUUGCAAUAUGAUGAUAUUAACUAACAAAGUUUCAAAGUUUAAAUUUCAGUAAUCUCCACUUCUCUUAUAUUCGUGUCAGAAUUAUAUGUUCAUGUCAUGCGAAUUAACAAAUAAUGAUAUCAAUUUUACCAAAUUGCAAGCUAGUUUCUUGCUUUUUAUCUUUAAGAAAUUUAAAUUAUUCAAUUCUUCGAGAAGAGAAUGUGCAUCCAUCAUAAAAAUCAUCAACAUCGUAAUCAGAGCCAUCUAUGUUGAUUCUUGUUGAAAUUAAGCAUAUAGGUGUUUCAAAAUAAUCGGUAUCACCUCUUAACCAUCAACCAUCUUCAUCAUUAACUCCACUAUAUUCAUCAUUGAUAGGUGCUUCACAACAAAAGAAUUUGCAUCAUUAUAGUUGCAAAUUUUGUUUGAGAUUCAUUUAUUCCAUCAAUAGUUAUGUUCAAAAUUGUUAAUUUGGUUAUGGAAUUGUUAAUUUGUGAUUCAACUUGACGAUUCAUUCUUCCACUAUUUUUUAAUAGAUUUUCAACAGUAAUUCUCAGAAAUCCUGAAUUCUUGAUGAUCCAAGACAACAAACUCAUAUUUGGUAGUAUUCACAACUCAAGUUGGAUCAUAAAUGUGAAAAAUGUUAGUUGAUUGGGUAGUAUCCUCAUUAAAUUUGGAUCUUAAAUAUGAAAAAUGCUAAUAAUUGAGAUUCAUUAUUUAGAUCGAAGAGCAAUAUAAGCUUUAGUGAGACUAUUCCUGAAUCGACUAUAGGAGCUUGAUCUCAUUUGUUAUAAUUAAAAUUAAAUAAUUUAAGAUGCAUAGUAUUAAUAGCCUUAGUAACAAUUUAUUGUGAUGAGCAACAAUUCUGCUUCAUUGAUUUAUUUUCACAAUACAUCUCUUCUACUCGAAUUGAAACUUAGAACUUUAACAAAACCAAGUGAUUUUAAUCGGUAAUUGUUUGUUGUCUGAUAACUAAGUGUAAAAAUAUUUAGUCGCUUAUUACAAUCUGAAAACCCUCGAGGCUCAAACUUGCUAAUAAAUGUUUUCGAAAUUUGCAGGCAAUUAUCAUUUUUUUUUUGUCGAACAAUUAUCAUUCUUUGAGAAGAAAGCAAUGAUAUUAGAAAUUAAAUUUUAGACCAAAUUCUUUUAUGCUCGAGCUAAACAUAGAAGUUUAUCACCGAAUGAAAAAUGAUCAUAUUCUUGAAUUGUUAAAUCGAAAACCAUAUGGAACUUCAUUUUUUUAUACGAUAUAAUUGCAUGCAUAUUGGUUAACGUGAAAAUAUUUAGUGAAACUAUAUUCAAUAUCCAUAUAAUACAUGUAUAAGUGUUAAAUGCAUUUGAAAUUCUUGAUAAAAUUGUGUUUAUUUUUCUGUUUAUUUAUUCUAUAUGUAUAACACGUAUAAUAAUGGUAAAAGAAAUCGUAAGUUUAUGUCCAAGUAAACUAAUGAUGAAUUAAUUUAUGUUGAUUUGUAAUUAUAAGUUAUAAUUUGGUGGGCUGUGGAAAAGGAAAUGGAAAGCCCAAUUGAUAUGUCCAGUUGUGUGAGUAACCCAUAGUCCCAUAGUAGCAUGCACAGAAAAUUGAGAUGCCAAAAGACUUAUUAGGGCUUCCUUGCUUUGCGGGGAGGCCAAGAAAAUUUUAAUUGGGUAGGUGCUGAUUGCUGAGUAAGAAUCUCCUUACAUGUAUUUGAGGACAAACUCACAUUACAAAACUUCUGUAUAAAUGUUAAUUGAUGAGAUGGUCAACAGUUGGUUAUAAUGUAAGAUUUUUUUAUUCAAUCUUUUAUCACGGAAGACUUAUGUUGUAUGUUUAUUCAAUUGAUAAAUAAGAAUUGUAUCAUGUCUGCCCAUUUUCAAAUUGCUAGGCUUGGACACAUUAUGAAAGAGAUCUGUCUAGGGACUUUAUGAUCGGAGAAAAGAAAGGAGAUCAUAUCUGCUCAUGCUCGUUUUGGACUCAUAUCCAUGUUUAAUGAAAAGGGGAAAAAAUACAACAUUUGGUAUCAUACAUCAUCCAUACUUAACAUUGCAAAGGCUUUCAUGACUACCACAUCAUGAGCAUGAAAACACUUGAAUAUGUUGUGAUCUUUCCAAUGUGUGAGUGUUUUUCAAUAAUAGUUGUGAGACAAUGUUAAUUAUCUUACGAAAUGAACAUUUUUUUUUACGUAACGAGUAUAAACAUUAUGUUACGUA